CUUUUCCUGCUUUUGCAUUGAGAGGGAAAGGAGCAAGACAAUGAGUGAAAUUGAAGGAUCUCUAGGAAGCUCCAUGCAUGGAGUGACUGGAAGGGAACCCACUUUUGCCUUGUCAGUUGCUUCACCAGUGGUUUCAACUGAUACAACCGCUAAGUUUGACUUGCCUGUGGAUUCUGAGCACAAAGCCAAAGUUUUCAAGCUUUUUUCUCUGGCUAAUCCCCACAUGAGAACUUUUCACUUAUCCUGGAUCUCUUUCUUCACUUGCUUCGUCUCCACCUUUGCUGCAGCGCCCCUCGUUCCCAUUAUCCGUGACAACCUCAAUUUAAAGAAACAAGAUAUUGGGAAUGCUGGGGUUGCUUCUGUUUCCGGAAGUAUAUUUUCAAGGCUGGUAAUGGGUGCUGUUUGCGACCUUUUGGGACCUCGUUACGGUUGCGCAUUUCUGAUCAUGUUAUUGGCUCCCACCGUGUUUUGUAUGUCGUUUGUUUCAGACGCCGGAGGUUAUAUCGCUGUUCGGUUUAUGAUCGGUUUCUCACUUGCUACAUUUGUGUCUUGCCAGUACUGGAUGAGCACAAUGUUUAACAGCAAGAUUAUUGGGCUUGUCAAUGGAACUGCAGCCGGAUGGGGUAACAUGGGAGGAGGUGCAACUCAGCUUUUGAUGCCCUUAACUUACGAAAUUACUCAACGUGUUGGUGCAACUCCAUUCACUGCUUGGAGAAUUGCUUUCUUCAUUCCUGGAUCGCUUCAUGUCAUCAUGGGAAUCUUGGUCUUAACACUUGGCCAGGACUUGCCCGACGGGAACCUUAGCAGUCUGCAAAAGAAGGGGAAUGUUGCUAAAGAUAAAUUCGGCAAGGUGCUAUGGUAUGCCAUUACAAAUUACAGGACCUGGAUUUUUGUCCUUCUUUAUGGCUACUCUAUGGGAGUUGAAUUAUCAACAGAUAAUGUCAUUGCUGAAUAUUUCUAUGACAGGUUCAAUCUCAAACUCCACACAGCAGGAAUAAUUGCAGCUACCUUCGGUAUGGCAAACCUACUAGCCCGACCCUUUGGCGGUUAUGCGUCGGACAAAGCUGCUCAGUUAUUUGGCAUGAGAGGAAGGCUAUGGAUCCUAUGGAUCCUUCAAACAUGUGGAGGUGUUUUCUGUAUCUGGCUAGGCCGUGCCAAUACACUUCCCAUUGCUGUCUUGGCAAUGAUCCUCUUCUCCGUUGUAGCUCAAGCAGCCUGUGGAGCCACUUUUGGCAUCAUCCCUUUUAUUUCACGGCGAUCUCUGGGAAUCAUUUCAGGUCUAACAGGCGCAGGUGGAAACUUCGGGUCCGGAUUGACGCAGCUAAUAUUCUUCUCAACCUCGAGCUUUUCCACAGCAACAGGUCUUACUUGGAUGGGAGUCAUGAUCUUGGCUUGUACUCUUCCUGUUACUCUGGUUCAUUUCCCACAAUGGGGCAGCAUGUUCCUUCCACCUUCAAAAGAUGUAAACAAGUCCACCGAAGAACAUUACUACUCCUCGGAGUGGAACGAAGACGAAAAGAAAAGAGGCAUGCACUCUGCUAGUCUCAAGUUUGCCGAGAACAGCCGGUCCGAGCGCGGAAAUCGUGUGGCCUUGUGAGAAAGGAGACAUCGGAGACAAGAUAUGAGGAACGACCGAUGACCGGAGUAUAAGAAGAGAGACUUAAAGAAGGGAAAUAUACUGAAAGUGUAUUAACGAAAAGUACUUCCACCCAUUACAAACAGUACAUAUAUAGCAUCACUCAAACAAGUUUAACAACUUUGAUCCA
This is a messenger RNA of Hibiscus syriacus, 1766 nucleotides long. Its product is annotated as high-affinity nitrate transporter 2.1-like. Bases 41 to 1597 code for a protein of 518 amino acids. Gene Ontology annotation, cellular component: plasma membrane; plant-type vacuole membrane. The record is from RefSeq and is a predicted model, not a curated record. Gene Ontology annotation, molecular function: nitrate transmembrane transporter activity. Gene Ontology annotation, biological process: cellular response to nitrate; nitrate transmembrane transport. The transcript has 3 exons. NCBI's taxonomy places the organism in Eukaryota, Viridiplantae, Streptophyta, Magnoliopsida, Malvales, Malvaceae.